AUGGCGGCAGCGGAGUGCUGGUGCUGGCCGCUGCCGGCGUGGCUGGGCUCCGGCGCGACGUGGUUCGUCCUCCUGAACGUCGUCGUGGGCGCCAUCUUCGUCCUGUCCUCGCGGACGCAGCCGCAGUCGCCGUCACCACGACGCGGUGGCGGCAGCGGGAUCACGCGCAGGGCAUCCUCGGUGCUGCUGCAGCGGCUCCGGUCCUUCUCCGUCUUCUCCUACCCUGCCUCCCCGUCCUCGGGCUUCCACACGGCGUCUCCGGACUCGCCCGCCACCUCCCGUCGAACAGAGGAGGCCGGGACGACGACGCCCAGAAGGUUGCCGUUGACGCCGUCGCCACGUGCAACCACACCAAAGGCGACGGCAGAGCCAACUACACCGGUGGCGAAACAGGAAGAGGAUGAGGAGGACGCGAACUCGAUGAGCAUGGACGACGUGUACGCGCUGGUCCUGGCGGGACGGCAGCGGCCGCCGCCGACGCCGACGGAGGAGGAAGCGGCCAGGUCGGAGGUGGACGCCAAGGCGGAGGAGUUCAUCCGGGGGUUCAAGGAGGACCUCAGGCAGCAGCGCCUCGACUCCAUCUUCAACUACACCCAGAUGCUCAAGAACCGCGCCGCCGGCCGCCGCCAGCCCGCAGUAGCCGCGCCAGACACCAAUCAUUGAUCCCGUCGUCGUCCCAUCCUCACGUGAUAGUUCAAGGUUCAAACCAAAUCCAGAGCGCAACUCAGGCUUGAGUUGCUUUCAUGGACGUCGCCGCGGGCUCGCCGCCAGCAGCCGGUCCGGUCCACCUUCGGGUCACGUGUUCAUUGCUUCAUUUGUUUGUUUGUUUGUUUAUUCAGGGGAGAGUCAUCCUUUUUUUGAGAUGCUCUCGUCGUGUCUGUGUACAUAGACAUUGGUUGGUCGGAUGUUUAGAUGUU
Molecule: messenger RNA, 917 nt
Organism: Lolium rigidum
Lineage: Eukaryota; Viridiplantae; Streptophyta; Magnoliopsida; Poales; Poaceae
Product: pathogen-associated molecular patterns-induced protein A70-like
Exons: 1
Coding region: 1-663 (220 amino acids)
Source: RefSeq, a predicted model, not a curated record